Sitodiplosis mosellana (orange wheat blossom midge) is the source of this 2924-nucleotide messenger RNA. RefSeq names its product mannose-6-phosphate isomerase (gene Mpi). Gene Ontology annotation, biological process: carbohydrate metabolic process; GDP-mannose biosynthetic process. Lineage: Eukaryota; Metazoa; Arthropoda; Insecta; Diptera; Cecidomyiidae. The record is from RefSeq and is a predicted model, not a curated record. The transcript is spliced from 4 exons. Gene Ontology annotation, molecular function: mannose-6-phosphate isomerase activity; zinc ion binding. Bases 1342 to 2544 code for a protein of 400 amino acids. Gene Ontology annotation, cellular component: cytosol.
GUUUAUUCGGUCAAUUGAGCCUAACGCUAUGACGAAUAUAAUGAUAGUAAGGUCAACAAAUACUGUGAAUACAAUUCACUGGUUGAAAUCGAAUUUACUGGACGUUCACACACGUCGAAACACUUCGUUUUAUUAUGUGCAAAUUGGGAAGUAAGUUGUUGGAACUCGAUAAAUGAUGUCGCAAAAUUGCGUCGCUUGGAAUUGGAUGUAAACGAACCAUCAGUCUGUAGCAGUACCUACACCGCCGUUCAUUCACCCAAUCUUCAACAUUUGACUGUUUACAUUCAAACUUCAUUUCAUAAAAAGAACACUUCCCACAAGAAACCAUUGGCUGAGCUCUUACGCUUAAACCCGAAUCUACGAAGCUUAUUCAUUUAUGGUGACAUCGAUGCCGAAUACGUUCAGAGCGUUAGUGAACAUCUACAGCAUCUGUAAAGCUUGAAAAUCGGUGGCAAUGGGCAGUUCUCGAAUAUUGGGAAUAAUACCGUGCACUUUUCAAAUGUGAAGAAGUUCAAAUUACGAAAUGUGACAUACGAACUUCCUUUCACAUUCGACCAACUUGAAGAAUUGGAUGUCAAAUGGCAUAUUAUGGACCAUACAUUGGCUGAUUUUAUCAGCAAUCAAAGAGCGCUCACCAAGCUGAAUUAUUCGUAUUACCAACACAGACAUAUGGGUGGCGGGAGCAUUGUUGAAGAUCGCAUCGCCAUUACUGAUUGAAGUCAACUUGCAUAGCUGCGAAUUCCAAGUUGAUGAAGUGGUCGCUUUCAUGGACAAAUGCACAUCGCUGAAGAGGCUCAAACUUCAAUUCCAUGAAGAAAAUGACUACGACGCUUUGCAGGAACGGUUGGAUAAAAAAUGGCAUGGAACCAGGGCGCAACACACGUUACGAUGGAACGUUAGGUCAACACCACACGAUGAGCCGUCAACAGAACGGUAUGAAAGUCGGUAAUCCCCAUCAAAUGUCAAGCUAUGUAAAAAAAACCAAUUUGAUUCAUGUGACAGAGAAACAAUAAUACUUUAUUUUGCUGAACUUUUAUUUGACUUAAAAAAAUAAAUCUGAAGACGAAAACAAAACAUCAAGUAGCAUUUUUCCGUUGCAAUUUGAAUUAACCCGGCGAAAUUCGUAAUUGAAAAUACGUAAUAACUCAGAACAGAACCAUACGUAAUGUUUGCUGUCAAAUUCAAAUGACAUUUAAACGACUUUCACUUUUUGCCCACUGUUUAAUCAGCUGUCAUUUUUUUUUAUCGUCAAACAACACCUCAACAGUGCUUAUCAGAGACGUUGCUGUCAUUAAUCACGGCUUAAGUUUUGAAUUCAAGUGUGACAUUUUUUAGAAGAAAAUGGAAAUUCUGGGUUCAAUCAAAACAUACGACUGGGGAACACGGGGUAGUCAAUCAAAAGUCGCUCAACUGGCUUCGAAAAAUGAUGAGAAUUUUGCCAAAGAAUUCAAUGAAACAACGCCGUAUGCGGAGCUGUGGAUGGGUGAUCAUGUUAGCGGUCCAUCGCUAAUUAAAUCCACUGGUGAAUCAAUCUCAAAACUUAUUGCUAGCGACAACUCAUCAAUUGGAGGUGCUACGUCUUUACCAUUCCUAUUCAAAGUAUUAAGCAUAACGAAACCAUUAAGCAUUCAAGUGCAUCCCAACAAGGAACAAGCUGAACAACUGCACGCAACCCGACCGGACUUGUAUAAAGAUCCAAACCACAAACCAGAAAUCACAAUCGCUCUGACCGACUUCUUGGCACUUUGCGGCUUUCGAACACCAGCUGAACUGUACAAUCAACUGAAAAAAUACCAAGCAUUAACCAAUUUAAUUGGAGCUGAUACCAUUGAAGAGCUACAGAAGCAACCAACCAGUGAAUCGAUCAAAGUAUGCUACACCAAAUUGAUGAGCUCGCCCCAAGAUGCAAUCGUGAAGUGUAUCUCUGAUUUAUCGGUCAUUUUCAAUGAGAACAAAGAAGACGAACUGUUGACAAAUGUAUUCAAGCAUUGCAAUCAUUACUUUCCGAAUGACAUUGGAGUGUUGUCAAUUUUCUUUAUGAAUAUAAUCCAAAUGAAACCUGGCCAAGCCAUUUUUCUGGCUGCCAAUGUACCACAUGCUUAUCUCUCCGGUGAUUGUAUUGAAUGCAUGGCAUGUUCCGACAAUGUAAUUCGUGCUGGUUUGACGCCAAAAUUCAAAGAUGUUGAAACUCUUCUGGAAAUGCUUGAUUUCACAGGAAAAACAGCCGAAGAAAAAUUCUUUCAAUCUCUUCCCGUUGGGCCAUACUCUGAACUUUUCAAACCACCUGUGAAAGAUUUUGCUGUUGUUCAAGUCAAAGUGCCAGACACCGUUCAGAACUAUUGCAUUGAGAACAGAGCAAAUGGAUCCAUUAUUAUUGUGCUCAAAGGAAACGCUUCAGCUGCAUACUUAGGUCGUCAAUUGUUCGAAUUGAAAGAAGGUUCGAUUGUCUUUGUGCCAGCCUGUAUCAAGAGUGUCGGUUUGACAUUUAACCAUCCCGAUGCAGAGGGUUUCAUCGCAUAUCAGGCUCUUUACAACGACUUCUAAACGGAACAUUCUUCAUUCUUUCUCGCUAAAAACCAUUGAAAUCUACUAAGAAGUAGAAACAAAAAAAACGAUGCAUUUUUCUAUUCAAAAGAGGUCAAGUUUUAUUUUUCUAUUUGUCAUGUGUAUGUUUUUUUGCUUUUCUGUUCAACUUCACAAUUUGUGAAACGCAAGCAUUUGAAGAGACUUUUUAUUUGUACAAAUUUUAUUUUUCCAAUGUUUAUAAUUAAAACUUAUAAACAUGUCUUAAAUGAUACAUUCCUUUGUGUGGAUUCAGGGAAACAAUUACAUUUAAUAUGAAUAUUUACAAAUGGAAAUGGAAAUAUGUUAUUAUUUAUCAAAUAAACUAGCUUAAAUUUUGUUUUGUUUUUUACGGCAUUGAA